AGUAAGUACCAAGAUGUUAUUGUACCUGAGUAUCGUGGUAGUGCUGGGAUCCUUUGUGAGUGCUCAAGAAGAUCACAGGCAAUGUUACAGGGAUGUUGACUGUGAAUACUAUGAACGCUGUCGACGGGGAUAUUGUACAUCAGAUUCAGGAUCACAAAGUUGUCAGUAUGUAACUUGUCCAAUCGGUUAUGUGUGUAGAAGGGGACGCUGUGUUAGAGAUUCCGGUUCAGGAUACUGUAAUCCACCGUAUAUACCAUGUCCAAAGGGACAAGUCUGUAGGAAUGGAUACUGUACUCGUGAUUCCGGUUCAGGAUACUGUAAUCCACCGUAUAUACCAUGUCCAAAGGGACAAGUCUGUAGGAAUGGAUACUGUACUCGUGGUUCCGGAUCAAGAUACUGUGAUCAAGUGUAUCGACCAUGUCCACCUGGACAAGUCUGUAGGAAUGGAUACUGUAUAGAGGAUUACAACAGGAGAUGCAACAGGUAUAUCCCAUGUCCACAGGGACAAGUUUGUAGGAAUGGAUACUGUAGAAGAAGGGACGACUACAGGCGAUGCAGGAAUCUUAGAGAUUGUCCUCGUGGAGAAAUAUGUGUGAAUGGGAGAUGUGAAGGAUUUUAGAUGUGACAGGAGCAGAGACUCAAUGGCAUAAAAAGAAUAAAGGAUAAAAUCAACAAAAUCCUUGUGUUAUAAAAUUAAACCAUGUUUGAGGCAGCCUAAGCCUGUUUGGAA
This is a messenger RNA of Saccostrea echinata, 730 nucleotides long. RefSeq names its product latent-transforming growth factor beta-binding protein 1-like. Lineage: Eukaryota; Metazoa; Mollusca; Bivalvia; Ostreida; Ostreidae. The record is from RefSeq and is a predicted model, not a curated record. The coding region runs from base 14 to 619 and encodes 201 amino acids. The transcript has 16 exons.